AUGGGCGGGGUCAAGCGUAAAAUCGAGGCCACCAAAGGGUCAACUACAACCCCGGCUGGCGGCCCUCCAGCCACCCCUCUGAGCACCAAUCAAUCGGCCGUUGGUGAUACUUCGCACAUUCGCGUGACGCGAAGUCUGCGUGCAAGUCAGGACGCACGUGCCCACCAAACUGAUAGUAACAAAAGCAACACUCACACCCCUACUACCACCAACAAGAGUGGACCUAAUCGCCCAUCCCGAAUCAUCACGCUUAAGACUCGCCGCUCGUCCGGGUCAGGCAUCGCUGCCAACAAUGCAGCAAGCUGUGCCGCAAACCAUGUAGCAAGCACUUCCGCGAGUACGACUCGUGAGACCCGUGCUUCUCGAACGCGGGCCGCCGUCCCUGCUGUACCUGCUGCCCCGACUCAGCCGGAUGGCACGGCCUCGUCAACUGUCCCCGAAACUCCUCGGGCCAAACGGGUCAAACGAGGCCCGACGGUCGAAGAAACUCCCCGGACGACGAGGCAGUCGGCUCGAUUGCGACCGCAGCCCCAGCCGGCCGCAAGUGAGAAUGUCUCUCAUGCAGAUAUUGCGGUUAGGCGACCCGAGGAGGCAAGUCCUUCCGUAGGCGUUGCCUCCGGAACCCGAACUCGCAAACGGAGUCGACAAAUCUUGGACGGGGCUAAAUUCACCGAUCCGGCGGAAAUGCUGCCCAAAGCACCUUCUCCAGAUGCCGCUGUCCCUGAAAGUGUCGAGGAGUCUAAGCCGUUAAAUAGCGAAGCUUCGCGGAAUCUUAGGAUUACAUUCACCCAGUCCGCAGAUCGGACCCGCGAGGUUGCCGGCUCCCAGGAAAAGAAGAGCGAUUUCGGUGGAUCUAUGGCUGACGAGGCCGUGAGCCCUACUACGAAAACGAACAGCAGUCCGUUGGCAACUCGAAAGCGUAGACCUUCGGAGGCCGACGAUCACGAGACUGCAGACCCUACUGCCAGUCCCGUUGCUUCCCCCAGCAAGAAGCCUAAAAUGGAAGAGGAAGAGGAGGGCGUGGAGGGGGAGGAGCCUGCUUCGGAACAUCAGUUGCCAAACGGCCCUACAGACAAACCCGAGUCGCAAACGCCGGAGGACGCUGCGACUGAACCUAAAACCGACAGCGAAUCUCGGCAGAUUACGGAGGAGGUUGAGGGAUCGACUCCCGAACUUGCCACGGGGCCUACCAGCGGCAAGGCGCUGCGGGGUGGCCGUGUGAGGGGGCGAGGGCGCGGCGGGCGUAGCAGAGCAGCAGCACGCUUUGCAGCAAGCCGGCGUGGGCGUGGCGGUACUCGAAGUGCUCGCGGAGGCCGCACGGGUCGCCAGCUCGAUCGCUCGAGUGAUGUCGAACUCGAACGUUCCCCUUCCCCAAGUGCAGCCACUCAAAAACUCCGGGAUCGGCAGCGCGAACUUGACAAGGCAUUCAAGAAAGUGGCAGCCGCCCAUCGGUUAGCGUUGGCCGUGCUGGCAGAUCAGUCGGAGAAAAAGCUCACUCGAGACAAGAAUGCACAUAAGAAUGUCCCCGAGUACGACGAGAUCAACGAUCUCUUGCAAGAGAGGCUUCGAGAAAGAAAGGAGCUGUUUCGCCGAGAGUAUGAGCUCAAAGUGGAGCAAGAGAAUCGGAUAUUUGCUGCCAACAAGGAAGCUAUCGAAGAGAGGUUCAGAGCAUCGGCGCGCUAUAUUCAGACAGAGCAUUUCUACGCCAGCCAAGGAGACUAUAUGGCUUUUGUGGAGGGCCGCCGGGCGGCGGAGGAUGACGAGCACACCGAGACGGACGGUUCCGAGGCCGAACCGGAGCGGGGGCCCAUCGUCCCUCCCGCAAAGGAGUUCAUUCGAGGCUUCAAUUCUUCCUCCGUCCGAAACACGACAGGAGCUGCCGCCUACGAUCGAGGCUACCAUGGCUGGGAGGAUUUCGUUCAACGUGCUAAACUGGGCGAUGACAUUGACCCUCAGAUGAAGGAAAUUGGCGAUACUGCCGGCGUGGGUGGCCUCUCUGCUCAUCAGAUUGUGGACAUGCUCUUGGAGGCAACGGGCAUCGUCGAAGUGCGACAUGGCGGAGGACCGGGGCCGGAGUUUCACCCCCCUGCCCCCGCCGUGCGUCCGACGGCAUUGUUUGCCCUGGCCGAUGUAGCGGCAGCCGAGCUCCCUCGUCCCUCGAUAGUCCAGGCCACGCCCCGCCUUUCCGCUCAUCGCACGCUUCUCCCGCAGCCUCCUCCAUCGGUGGUUCAUGGCCCGACGGAUCCACGAUCGUUUGUGCUUCCUCCUCCCACCCCCCAUCGCCAGGCGCCGCGUCGACUUCUUCCUGCGGCACAACAAAUCCCUCCGAUCAACGAGCAGUUGGGACUGCCCGACCCUUUCGCGUCCAGGAGUGGCCCCCCUCAGCUACCGCCGCCACCAGGCUCGAACUUUCAACGGCCGCCCCUUGUUCACCUGUCCGCCUUUCUGCGCAUUCUCCUCCCCCACCCUACCUCACACAUCUGCCUUGCGCGGGCCUUCCGUCAAUCGUCCCUCGUCAUUCCCUCCGAAUAUUGUCUUCAAUCCAGUCCCGAUAGAAUCAUGGCUGUCCGCGCUCAAUUCGAGAACUCCAACGAAGUCGGUGUCUUCUCCCGACUUACCAACUCGUAUGCGAUUGUCGCCAUCGGAGCCUCCGAGAACUUUUACAGUGUAUUCGAGGCCGAACUGCAAGAUGUCAUCCCCAUCUGCCAUGCUACCAUCGCCGGAACCCGGAUCGUCGGUCGUCUAACAGUAGGCAACAAGAACGGCCUCUUGGUGCCCACCACCACCACAGACCAGGAACUGCAACAUCUGCGGAAUACGCUGCCAGAUUCGGUGAAGAUUCAACGGAUAGAAGAACGUCUUUCGGCGCUGGGAAAUGUCAUCUGCUGUAAUGAUCACGUGGCAAUCAUCCACCCGGAUCUGGAGCGAGAAACCGAAGAAAUCAUCGCGGACGUCCUCGGAGUCGAAGUCUUCCGCCAAACCGUUGCCGAUAACGUCUUGACCGGCUCGUACAUGGCCCUCUCCAACCAGGGCGGUAUUGUGCACCCCAAGACCUCGAUCCGCGAUCAGGACGAGCUCUCCUCGCUGCUGCAGGUGCCUCUGGUCGCCGGUAGUGUUAACCGCGGUAGCCCCGUCGUGGGUGCUGGUAUGGUCGUCAACGACUGGUUGGCCGUGACGGGUCUGGACACGACGGCCACCGAGCUGAGUGUGAUUGAGAGCGUGUUCCGACUGGGCGAGAUGGGCCCUCGGGGUGUCGGCAUGGGCGGUGCCAACAAGGAGAGUAUCGUGGAGAGUUUCUACUAA
Messenger RNA from Aspergillus affinis, 3303 nucleotides. Its product is annotated as translation initiation factor 6. The transcript has 9 exons. Lineage: Eukaryota; Fungi; Ascomycota; Eurotiomycetes; Eurotiales; Aspergillaceae. Gene Ontology annotation, cellular component: nucleolus; preribosome, large subunit precursor; cytosol. Gene Ontology annotation, molecular function: ribosomal large subunit binding. Gene Ontology annotation, biological process: assembly of large subunit precursor of preribosome; maturation of 5.8S rRNA; ribosomal subunit export from nucleus. The record is from RefSeq and is a predicted model, not a curated record. Bases 1 to 3303 code for a protein of 1100 amino acids.